Molecule: messenger RNA, 969 nt
Organism: Acinonyx jubatus (cheetah)
Lineage: Eukaryota; Metazoa; Chordata; Mammalia; Carnivora; Felidae
Gene: SNF8
Product: SNF8 subunit of ESCRT-II
Exons: 8
Coding region: 105-881 (258 amino acids)
Biological process (GO): protein transport to vacuole involved in ubiquitin-dependent protein catabolic process via the multivesicular body sorting pathway
Cellular component (GO): ESCRT II complex
Source: RefSeq, a predicted model, not a curated record
GAUGACGCGCGGCCCGCGCUUCCGCGUCGGGAGCCGGCGGCGGAUCCCGGGACGCGGAGACCCGGGGUCCCGGCAGCGGGGCGGCCCGCGGGCCCGGGGCUGGGAUGCAUCGCCGCGGGGUGGGAGCCGGCGCCAUCGCCAAGAAGAAGCUGGCCGAGGCCAAGUACAAGGAGCGAGGAACUGUCUUGGCUGAGGACCAGCUGGCCCAGAUGUCAAAGCAGUUGGACAUGUUCAAGACCAACCUGGAGGAAUUUGCCAGCAAGCAUAAGCAGGAGAUCCGGAAGAAUCCAGAAUUCCGGGUGCAGUUCCAGGACAUGUGCGCCACCAUCGGGGUGGAUCCUCUGGCCUCUGGAAAAGGAUUUUGGUCUGAGAUGCUGGGCGUGGGAGAUUUCUAUUAUGAGCUGGGUGUUCAGAUCAUCGAAGUGUGCCUGGCCCUGAAGCACCGGAAUGGAGGUCUGAUAACUCUGGAGGAACUACGUCAGCAGGUGUUAAAAGGAAGGGGCAAAUUCGCACAGGAUGUCAGCCAAGACGACCUUAUCAGGGCCAUCAAGAAGCUGAAGGCGCUCGGCACUGGCUUUGGCAUCAUCCCCGUGGGUGGCACCUACCUCAUUCAGUCUGUUCCGGCUGAGCUCAAUAUGGACCACACGGUGGUACUGCAGCUGGCGGAGAAAAAUGGCUACGUGACCGUCAGCGAUAUCAAAGCCAGUCUUAAAUGGGAGACCGAGCGAGCGCGGCAAGUGCUGGAACACCUGCUGAAGGAAGGGCUGGCCUGGCUGGACCUACAGGCCCCCGGGGAGGCCCACUACUGGCUGCCCGCUCUUUUCACGGACCUCUACUCCCAGGAGAUUACAGCCGAGGAGGCCAGAGAAGCCCUCCCCUGACUCUGGGAGCGCCCGGGGGGGUGGGGGCCCAGCAGCUGGCAGGGAGAGGAGGGGAGAGCGGUUGGCGAAUAAAACCCGAACAACUUUG